Messenger RNA from Schistocerca nitens (vagrant locust), 588 nucleotides. RefSeq lists its product as uncharacterized. The transcript has a single exon. Bases 1 to 588 code for a protein of 195 amino acids. NCBI's taxonomy places the organism in Eukaryota, Metazoa, Arthropoda, Insecta, Orthoptera, Acrididae. Gene Ontology annotation, molecular function: DNA binding. Gene Ontology annotation, cellular component: nucleus. The record is from RefSeq and is a predicted model, not a curated record.
AUGUCAUAUCUCUUAAGUAAAGGUGGACUAGUUGGAACAAUAUAUGGUUGUUCCGUCAAUGGCUGGUCCAAUGAGUCAUUAUUUUUCAAAUGGAUCCAAGAUUUUCUGAACAAUGUAAAAUCAACUAUUGAUUACCCUGUGCUGCUGAUUUUAGAUAAUCACAGCAGCCACAUUUCACUUGAAAUUUUUGAAUUUUGUAAAAAACAUUCUAUUGUCAUGGUAACCAUACCUCCACACACUUCUCACAAGCCUCAACCACUAGAUGUUCCAUUCUUUUCUUCUUUGAAAGCAGCCUUCAGUCAUGAAUGUGACAUGUAUAUGAAGUCACAGGUGUAUCAAAAAAUUACACCAUGUGAGUUAGCAGAACUUUUUAAUAAGGCAUAUAUUAAGGUCACUACCAUGGACAAAGGGCAGUCAGGGUUUAAGGCAGGUGGGAUUUGCUCUUUCAAUCCAAACAAAUUUCAGCAUGACGACUUACAACAAUGUGAGAUUUUAAGAGAUGUUGUCCUUGAAGAUGAAGAGGUUCCGAUGCAACAAAUGGAAAUGAAGUGGUUGCAUCUUCAAACGAGCCACAUAUCCACAAAAUGA